Pseudozyma hubeiensis SY62 is the source of this 792-nucleotide messenger RNA. RefSeq lists its product as hypothetical. The record is from RefSeq and is a predicted model, not a curated record. The coding region runs from base 1 to 792 and encodes 263 amino acids. Lineage: Eukaryota; Fungi; Basidiomycota; Ustilaginomycetes; Ustilaginales; Ustilaginaceae. The transcript is spliced from 2 exons.
AUGCACGUCGACCUCCAGGUUGCAGCUUUCAGAUGGCUGCACGGUGGACGCUCUUCCGUGACGCAGCGAAUUCUUCUCGUCCACGUCAACGUGCUGCUCUCCCGCUGCUGCUCGCAUUGGACCCUGUUAGCCGAACCCGGACAGAGUUCGUACAACGCGCACGAGCCGAGCCAGUCCUCUCGUCACCGCUCUAUCUCGCCGUCCAACUUUUCGCACGUGUCGACCCGAUACCCGACACCAUUUCCUGUCCAGAGACUGUGCAGCUCGACCCAAGAUAUCGAAAACUUCCUCUUUACCGCUCCUCUUCGCGUCUCUGCCGACUCGUCUGGAGCGAUCACCCUGCCCGACUUUUCCACCAAGCCGCUCCCGCUCGCCAGCACCUUCUACUGGUUCUCCUCGGUCGAAGUAGGCGUAUGCUACAACCCUCAAGCGCGCAUCGGUAGCAUCGCCGGAGCGCUCCACUGCACGCACCAAGAGAAAUACGAUAUCGACAACAACACCUGGACGCUUCCGCAGACGUGUGUCGCUCUCAAACCGUUGGGUGGACCGCUUUCGAGCGCUGUACGCGAUUCGUGUAAGAAUGCAAAGGGAACGUUCAACGUGAUCAAGCCUGCUGCGGGGAACGGCGAUGGUGGUCAGGCGUACGAUGCUAUUCAGAAACAGGAUGGAGGAGGAGCAGGUGCGGGAUCGGGAGAUGGAGAUUCGGCGCCUGACUCCAACGAUCAACAGGACGGGGAUAAGGGGAAGGGGGGUGGCUUCUUGAGCGGCAUCGGCAGCAUGUUCGGCAUGUGA